Molecule: messenger RNA, 1641 nt
Organism: Trichoderma virens Gv29-8
Lineage: Eukaryota; Fungi; Ascomycota; Sordariomycetes; Hypocreales; Hypocreaceae
Exons: 2
Coding region: 1-1641 (546 amino acids)
Source: RefSeq, a predicted model, not a curated record
AUGAAACGCGAGAGUGGCCGACGCGCCAAGGCUGCAAAGUGCAGCGCAAAAUCACCUGCACCAACCAGUAUUCUGGAGGAUAUUGAAAUCCCAGAUGACGACCCAGUUCGACCAGUUGAGGAGCGUCCUUCACCUUCCCCGCCGACUGGCAAAGGAUCCUCUUUAACUACCGUGACAUCCGGAGUCGAAUCCCCAGCAAUCCAGUUUCCAGAAAUGCCGGAAUAUCUGGAAGAGACAGUCUUCCUUGACGAUGGCCCAAACGACUUCCUCACACAGCUAGAUCUUGACCACCCUCUGCUCGGUAUGGCCAACGAGCAAGGGCAAUUUCUAUCCAAUCCUUGGUUGGAUGUCGUUUGUAACAAUGAAUACUACCUUGUGGGCAUAUUUGUCGACUUCAUUACAAGCCCCAGGCGUCGACAGCGCUCAUGGGUGUUUGAACUACCCAACAUCAUGGCCUCAACGACGUUGCCGUCUGUCAAGUUCUCCAUUCGUGCUGCGGCUCUCAUAUAUUAUGCCGUCUCAAAUCGUGAUAACGCUACUGCUGUGGAUGCCCUUCAUUGGUAUCUUGCCGCUCUCGAGAGCUAUCGCAUGUCCCUCCAUGGUUCAAGCCACAAGCCUCUUUGGGAUGCAAAGGUGCUAGGGAAUAGUCCAAAUGCCUCGUCAUCCCCUCCCUCUCUAGAUCAAAGUGGUCAUUGCAGCACAAUAUGUGUACCCAUGAUGUUUACCUACUUUGAACAAAUGCAAGGCGUCACUCCGGACGCAGGCCUGAAGCACCUCAAUGUGGCUUGCGAUAUGCUUGAGGCCAUCGGUCCACAUACCUGUUCCUUCGGACUACAACAUAGAAUUUUUCGAUCUGUUCGUUCUCUUGAGGCUUUCCAAGCCAUCCUCCGAAACAAGUCGGCAAGGUUUGCUACCACUGACUGGUGCCAAAUUCCUUUCGCACAAGACCCCAAGGGAUCUUGGGAUCGUAUUGUUGAUGUUGCCUUUUCAUUUCUCCGCCAAGUUAAACUCCCCAACGUUGACGAGCCGGCUUCGAAUAUUCGUGAUGGAGUUCGCGCUAUCCAAGAUUUGCCAAGAAAACAAAAGUUGGAGAUAGAAGUGGCGGCCAAUGGUGUAAUGUCUCAGCUGGUGGACUGGUGGAAGGAAUACGUCGGGGAGGAUAUAACAGUUUCUCCCGUCACUAAACACUUUAGCUUUGAGGACACAUCGAUAUUAGCAGAGUCCUUGUCUCUGACCGUGUCGCAAGAUUCCUUCAUCUACGGCGAUACACACACCGCAGGCGCCAUCGCCCUCUUCAACGCCAUAAGCAUCAUCAUUCAGCACAUUUUAUUGCUCAUCACGUUGUCGAAGCCUCCACAACCUAACCUUCAUGAGCCAAGUUCCGCUGUGCUGGCCUUACAAUCAUCCAUACAUGUUCAGGCAUCAUCCAUCCUCCACCUUGCUCGAUGCAUACGGGAGACCAACUCCUAUUGUGGCGAUGCAUCGCGAGUCAUUUUCGCCGUCAAAGUUGUUUCAUUGCUUGCUCUGGAAGAUGAUCAACGGGACCAGGCUCAGGUUAUUGCUAAUGACCAGCCAGGGCUUUCCUUACUAUCAGGCACCGCGAUUGAGAUGGUAACUCGGUGGUCUCACAGAACCAUGUAG